AUGUCUAAAUCAAAAUCAAAAUUCAAUAAGAAUAAAAAUGAUGAUCUAUCAGAUUCUGAUACAUCAUUAGAAAAAUAUUGUCCAGAUGACGAUUUUGUUUUAACAUCAUCAUCAACAUCAACAACAUCGAGAUCAUCUCCUGCUGUUGAACCAAGAAAAAUGUUUCUUAAAAAACCAACAAUAAAAAGAGAUGAAUUUAAAUUUGAUGAUGAUAUUAAAAUGGGAUUAACGGAUGAUAAUGAUCUUUUACACUCAGGAUUAAGAAGACCAUCUAAUCCAUUAGCAAAACUAGAUGGACAACUUAGUUUUGUUGCGGAUUCACCUGCAAGUACAAAUCCGGAUCAAAAUAGAAAAGAUGAAACACCAUUUUCAACGAUGAAAUUCGGUUCUGAUACACUUGAUGAAGAACAAGAAAAAGCAGCAUUUUUUCAAAGUUUAGAAAAAAAUAAAGCUGAUGAUAAUAUUGAUUAUGGUAGAUUAAAUCAUGAUAUUGAAUUUGAGUUAUCACCAACACGAAAUGGAACAGUCUUAAAUUCCUUUGAUAAACAAAUUAAUCAAAUGAGUACACCACUACAUCCUCAACCAGAUGAUAAUAUUAUGAAAGAAUCUCUAACAAAUGAACUUGAUCGUGAAAUAGAAAAUGAAAAACAAAAAAUAAAUAUGAAACAUGUUACGAUUAUUGAACCUCCAACUCGUCCAUCAGCUUCUGUAGAUGAUUUUACUCGAACAGCUAAAACAAUAUCAGAUUGUCUUACGACAACAACUGAUAGUACACAUGAAUUAAAUAUGUUACAUAAUGCUUAUAAGCAAAAUAUUAAUUCAGAACCAACAACUCGAACAACAAGACCUUCUCUUUUUGAUCCAAAAAAGAAAAUACAACAACAACAACAAAAACCUACAGUAAUCAAAACUGUUUCUAAACCAAAUAUUCAAACACUAGUAAAAAAAGGUUCACCUAAUACUGUUGCUCGUCCAAAAACUGCACCAGCACCAAAAGAAAAUUUAAAUAAAGAUUCAUCAUUAAUUGAACAAUUAAAACUUGAUAAAGAAUUAUUAAUACAAAAAAUCGAAUCCAUAGAAACACGUCAUCAAGAAGAAUCACGUACUAUUCGUCAAGAAAAUUUUGUUCUUCAAGCAAAAAUUUCUCAAUUAACAUCAACAAAUUCCGAUGGAAAAAAUGAAGUUCUUCCACCUAAACAACGUGAAGUUGCUGAAUUAGAAAAAUUGAUUGAUGGUUAUGAAGCUCAAAAUGAAAAACUCUGUAAACAAAUAAAACAAAAUGAACAACAACAUAAACAAAUUCAACAAUCAAUGUUUGAUGAAAAUGAAAAACUUCGUCAAGAAUUAAUCCAAGCAAAAAUGUUUAAUGAACAAUAUGAAAAUUCUCAUAUAGGAAAUAUAAAAAAACAUUCAUCAACAAUUGUUUUAACAAAUUUAGUUAGUCAAGAUCAUGAUAAAAGUGAUAAUGCAAAUGAUGAUCAACGAUUAAAAAAUGAAAUUAUUAUUUUAAAAAAUCAAUUAACUAAUGUAUUAAAUAAGGAUAAAAAAAUUAAUGAAGAUGAUUCUUUACGAUUAUUAGAUCAAAGACGUAUUAAAGAUUUAGAAAGACAAGUUAAAGAAUUAGAAUUAAUUAAUCGUCGUCGUCAACAAAAUUCCAUAACACAAGUCGGAAUGGUAUUAAAUCCUUCUGAUGCUAAAACUCAAUUGGAAUUAAAACUUAACAAAACUGAAGAAACAUUACGUGAACAUCAAUUAUCAGAAGAAAAACUUUUACAUGAAUUAAAUAUUCUUCAAGAAAAAUAUUCCUUAAUGAAACAAAUGUAUACGACUAAUGAUCAACAAAUAUUAAAUAAUGAUCAACUUGAUAAACAACUUCAUGAUAUAUUGAGUAAAAAUAAAAAUCUUACUGGACAAGUACAUUUAAGACGUGAAAAUGAACGUUUAAAAAAUGAAUUAGAAAAACUUAAAACUCAACAAAUACCAAAACCAGCUAAAUCUUUAAAACGUGAUUUAGAAACAAUUAAAUUAUUACGAACUGAUCUUGAACGAAAGAAUGAUGAAUUAGAAAAACUUCGAGCUUUAUAUGAUGCUGUUAAUGUUCAACAUAAAAGUCUUUUAGCUGAACGUGAACGAGAAAAAACUCGGUUAGCAAUUAUGGGAAAUAAACCAUAUCAACCCGAUCGAUUUACACAAGUUUUAUCACCCGUUGAAACAGUUCAUGCAGAAAAUGAACAACUUAAACAUCUGGUGGAAAAAUUAGAACAUGAUGCUCAACAACAACAUGCUGAAUUAAUGUAUUUGAGAGAUGAUCGACAAUCAGCUAUUACAUUAGCAUUACGGCAAAAAGAUGACGAAAUUUUACGUUUACGUCAACAACAUAAAUUAGAAUUACAAACAAUAAUCAAUGAAAUGUCUACAAAUACAACUGAAACUCGUGUUAGUGACCUUCUCCGAAAAAUUGAAUCACAAGAUGCAAUUAUUACUCAUUUUAAAAAAGUAACUGAACAUGCUGAUGAAAAUGCUCGAGAAUUAGCAAUAUUACGUGCUCAUGAUGAAGAAUGUAAAUCUACAAUUCAUCGACUUGAACAAGAAUUAUCCAGUGCUCGAACUUAUCAUACACCUGAAAUGAGACAUUUUCAAGAAUUACAAAAUAAAAUCAAUCAAUUAGAAGAACGUUGGCAUAAACGUGAGAAAAUAACGAAAGACUAUACAACUAGUUUAAUAAAACAACAUGAUUCGGAUACAAAUAAUGAUGUUAAUAAAUUACGUGCUAUUAUAAAACAAAAAAAUCAGGAAAUCGAACGAUUUCAAAUUGAACUUAAUUCUAUGUUAGAGUUAUUAAAAACACUUAAAUUUCAACAAUUAUUAUCUAAUCAUUAG
Molecule: messenger RNA, 2880 nt
Organism: Adineta steineri
Lineage: Eukaryota; Metazoa; Rotifera; Eurotatoria; Adinetida; Adinetidae
Source: the annotation of a GenBank genome assembly